Nerophis lumbriciformis (worm pipefish) is the source of this 1803-nucleotide messenger RNA. The record is from RefSeq and is a predicted model, not a curated record. NCBI's taxonomy places the organism in Eukaryota, Metazoa, Chordata, Actinopteri, Syngnathiformes, Syngnathidae.
AUGCCUCCUAUCGACAGUGAAACCGGGAAGAAUGAACUUAAAACUCGAAUACAAUCCCUUAUUGACUCAAACCAAGUGGUGGUCUUCAGCAAAAGUUACUGUCCAUAUUGCGUGACGGUUAAAGACUUGUUCAAAGAACUCAAAGUGGAGUGUAAUGUGGUGGAACUAGAUCUCAUGGAGGAUGGUAUCAAUUAUCAGGAGAUGCUACUUGAGAUGACUGGACAAAAAAGUGUGCCUAAUGUCUUUAUCAACAAAACCCAUGUUGGUGGCUGUGACAAGACAAUGCAGGCCCAUAAAGAUGGCAGAUUGCAUCAGUUACUGAAUGGAGAAACUGAAACCUAUGACUAUGACCUUAUUGUCAUUGGAGGAGGUUCUGGAGGACUGGCCUGUUCAAAGGAAGCUGCAAAUUUGGGGAAAAAGGUCAUGGUUUUGGACUAUGUUGUUCCCACGCCAAAAGGAACCACAUGGGGUCUAGGUGGAACGUGUGUGAAUGUCGGCUGCAUUCCCAAGAAAUUGAUGCAUCAGACUGCCUUGCUGGGUACUGCCAUGCAAGAUGCACGAAGGUUUGGCUGGGAAUUCGAUGAAACUGUCAAACACAACUGGGAGAAGAUGAAGACUGCAGUUAAUGACUACAUUGGCUCACUCAACUGGGGCUACAGGGUAGCACUGAGGGACAAGAAUGUCAACUAUGUCAAUGCUUAUGCAGAAUUUGUUGAACCUCACAAGAUCAAGGCAGUAAACAAACGAGGGAAGGAGACAUUUUACACAGCAGCUAAGUUUGUCCUGGCUACAGGUGAACGACCACGUUACCUAGGUGUACCUGGAGACAAAGAAUACUGCAUCACAAGUGAUGAUCUCUUUUCCUUGCCAUACUGCCCUGGGAAGACCCUGGUGAUCGGUGCAUCAUAUGUAGCCUUGGAAUGUGGAGGCUUCCUUGCUGGACUGGGUCUUGAUGUCACCGUCAUGGUGCGCUCUAUUUUGCUGAGAGGCUUUGACCAGGAAAUGGCAGACCGUGCUGGCGAAUACAUGGAGGAACAUGGUAUCAAAUUCAUCCGUAAAUUUGUCCCUGUAAAUAUAGAGGAGUUGGAAGCAGGCAGCCCUGGCAGGUUGAAGGUGACUGCUAAGUCCACAGAAAAUGAUGAGGUCAUUGAGGGAGAGUACAACACUGUGUUAAUUGCUGUGGGCCGAGACGCAUGCACUGACAAGAUUGGCCUAGACAAGAUUGGGGUCAAAGUUAACCCAAAGAAUGGGAAAAUUCCUGUCAAUGAUGAAGAGCAAACUAACGUGCCCCACAUCCACGCCAUCGGAGACAUCCUGGAGGGCAAGUGGGAGCUAACUCCUGUUGCUAUUCAGGCCGGAAAGUUGCUGGCACGCCGUCUUUAUGGGGGUUCAACACUCAAGUGUGAUUACAUCAAUGUCCCCACCACUGUCUUCACACCACUCGAGUACGGCUCCUGUGGUCUGUCUGAGGAGAGAGCCGUAGAGUUGUAUGGGCAGGAAAACCUUGAGGUAUACCACAGUCUCUUCUGGCCUUUGGAGUUCACAGUGCCGGGCAGGGACAACAACAAAUGUUAUGCCAAAAUCAUCUGCAAUAAAUUGGACAACGACCGAGUGAUUGGCUUCCAUUACCUGGGUCCCAAUGCAGGAGAGGUAACCCAAGGCUUUGGUGCAGCCAUGAAAUGUGGUGCGACCAAAGAGCAGCUGGACGGCACCAUUGGCAUCCACCCAACUUGUGCUGAGGUCUUCACGACUUUGGAUGUAACCAAAAGUUCAGGAGGUGACAUCACCCAGGCUGGCUGCUGA